AAGGAGGGCAGGCAGCCUCAGGCACCCCACACCUUUCCUCUUUCUUGCAGGAAUGGCGCUCUCCCCCAGUCCCUUGGCUAUGGAGUACGUUAAUGACUUUGACUUGAUGAAGUUUGACAUAAAACGAGAGCCCUCUGAGGGCCGGUCUGGACUCCCCACGGCCUCACUGGGCUCCACACCUUACAGCUCAGAGCCUCCUUCACCCACCUUCAGUGAGCCAGGCGCGGUGGGCAGCAGUGAGGGCCCCAGGCCAGGCCUGGAGGAGCUGUAUUGGUUGGCCACCCUGCAGCAGCAGCUGGGGGCUGAUGAGAUGCUGGGGCUGAGCCCUGAUGAAGCCGUGGAGCUGCUGCAGAGUCAGGGUCCAGUCCCUGUAGAAGGGCCCCAUGGCUACUACUCAGGGAGCCCAGGAGAGACAGGAGCCCAGCUUGCCCAGCUGUCCGAGAGGUUUUCGGACGCGGCGCUGGUCUCGAUGUCUGUGCGCGAGCUGAACCGGCAGCUGCGGGGCUGCGGGCGCGACGAGGCUCUGCGGCUGAAGCAGAGACGCCGCACGCUCAAGAACCGCGGCUACGCGCAGGCCUGUCGCUCCAAGCGGUUGCAGCAGAGGCGCGGGCUGGAGGCUGAGCGUGCCCGCCUGGCCGCCCAGCUGGACGCUCUGCGGGCCGAGGUGGCCCGCCUGGCCCGCGAGCGCGACCUCUACAAGGCCCGCUGUGACCGGCUGACCUCCAGCGGCCCAGAUCCCGACGACCACGCGCACCUCUUCCUCUGAGCCUCUAGGGCAGAGGGGUGUGGCGGCUUGGAGGUGGCUGGGUAGAUGGCACUAUAC
This is a messenger RNA of Acomys russatus (golden spiny mouse), 823 nucleotides long. It is a transcript of the gene Nrl, whose product is annotated as neural retina leucine zipper. The transcript is spliced from 2 exons. The coding region runs from base 53 to 766 and encodes 237 amino acids. Gene Ontology annotation, biological process: regulation of transcription by RNA polymerase II. Lineage: Eukaryota; Metazoa; Chordata; Mammalia; Rodentia; Muridae. Gene Ontology annotation, molecular function: DNA-binding transcription factor activity, RNA polymerase II-specific; RNA polymerase II cis-regulatory region sequence-specific DNA binding. Gene Ontology annotation, cellular component: nucleus. The record is from RefSeq and is a predicted model, not a curated record.